Molecule: messenger RNA, 393 nt
Organism: Striga hermonthica
Lineage: Eukaryota; Viridiplantae; Streptophyta; Magnoliopsida; Lamiales; Orobanchaceae
Source: the annotation of a GenBank genome assembly
AUGAGAGGAGAUAUCCUAGUUUUCUCAUUUUUGUGUUUCUCACCAUCAAUUUUCUUGGCUUAUGCAGCCACGAAAACCCAUGAUUCGAAUCUCCCUUCUCGACCCGCAAAAGGACCCGAACCAUCCUCGAACGAAACGACAUAUGUGUACGUGGUUUAUACCGACCCAACAGUGCCCACAUCGGAUUUUUACAAACUCUUGAUCCCUGUACUUGGAAGUGAGAAGGCAGCCAAGGAUGCCAUCGGAUACACGUUCGAAGACUUUUCGGGUAUUUUUUCUGCAAAACUAACUCGCGAUCAAGCCUCAAUUCUCAAAAAGGAACCUGAGAUUAUAGAAGUAAAUAGAGAGUGGACGUAUCAUUUGGAUGGUCAAUUGGCUCAUGGAAGUCCUUGA